AUGGUUGAAAAUGAUGAUACGAUUUAUAAAUAUCACCAUCCUUUUCGUCCUUAUGACAUCCAGAUAGAGUUGAUGAAUGCGAUCUACGACACCAUUGAUAAGAAGUACAAAAUUGGGUUAUUCGAGAGUCCUACAGGGACAGGAAAGACUUUAUCAGUAAUAUGUGCUACAAUGUCAUGGCUAAGAAGUUACAAGAAGAUUAAAGGUCUUGUGAAGGUUGACCAUCUGGAAUCUGAAUGCAGUAGUGAUGAAGAUCCAGAAUGGGUUAAACAAGCCUAUUCUAAAUCAUUAGCGUCAAGAUCAAAGGGAAAACUUGAAGAUUACGAGACUUAUCUUGAGAAAUUGAGUUUAGAAUAUAAGUCACAGCUCCAAGAAAUUGACAACUUAGGUUCAAAGAAGAAAAAAAGGAGAAUAAAGAGUGAAGAUAAAUUUCUAGAAGAUGAAUUGGUGCCUGAAGAAUACCAUAGUGAUAUCGAUUCAAAUAGCGUAGAUGGAUUAAAUUCGAAAUUGAAAAAUGAAAUAAAGGUUUUGAUGGACAGGACUGAGACCCCAAAUGGAUUUGACGAAUCAUCUAAUGACUGUCCAAUUAAAAUAUAUUAUGCGUCAAGGACACACUCGCAGUUGAAUCAGUUUGCUGAUCAACUAGCAUUGCCGAAGUUUAACAGUUCUUUCGAAGACUUAGAAGAGAGAACUAAGUACAUAUCUUUAGGUUCUCGAAAGCAAUUAUGUAUCAAUCCAAAGAUCAAUCGACUUUCGAAUAACCUGAGUCUAAAUGAUGCUUGUUUGGAUCUACAAAAGCUGAAGGAAGGAUGUAAAUACUUGCCACGAGACAAUCCUAAGCUAAUUAAAAAAUUCAGCGACCUUGCGUUUACUCAAAUUCAUGAUAUUGAAGAACUAGGAAAAUUGGGAAACAAUUUAAAUGUUUGUCCAUAUUAUUCAGUCAGAAGUGGUAUUGAUCUUACAGAGAUCAUAUCUCUACCAUAUCAAAUGUUGCUAGAAGGUAAUACGAGGCGAGUUCUUAACUUAAAAAUCGAUGACUCAAUAGUAGUUAUAGAUGAGGCUCACAAUUUAUUGGACAUUAUAAACUCAAUGAACUCAGUUUCUAUCACCAUUGAUGAAUUAAAAAAGGUGGUCGAUUCUUUGAAACUCUACUUGAACAAAUUUUUGAGAAGGCUCAGCAGCGGAAAUAGAAUUUACUUGAUGAAAUUAAUCAAGCUAUGUCAAAUUCUUGUAAAUUUCAUAACUGGAGCAGAAAAUAUACAUGUUGGUUCUGAAAUCCUUGUUGAUAGCAUUUUCAAAAAAUCGACUGGCGACUUGAUCAAUGUGCACAAAAUAGAGAAAUAUCUUGAAAAAUCUAAAAUAGCGUAUAAGAUUGAGACGUAUAUGGAAAGAAUGAUAGACUCUGGCCAUAAAUCGAGCAGUUCAAACCCACUCUUGUUCAAGAUAACAAAAUUUUUAAAGUGCUUGAACAAUCCAUCAAAGGAAGGUAAACUUUUUUGGGAUAAAAAAGGAGAUUUUUUAUCUAUCAACUAUAUGCUUCUAGAUCCAAGUGAAGUUUUCAGAGACAUAGUUGAAAGAGCAAGGUGCGUGAUAUUAUGUGGUGGAACAAUGGAACCGAUCAGUGACUAUUUGAAUUAUUUAUUUCCAUAUGUACCAAAGUCUCAAAUCAAAGCUUUUAGCUGCGAACACAUCAUUCCAAAAGAGAACCUUGAGGUUUAUCCUAUUGAAUCAUAUAGUCGUAUACCGUUAGACUUUCUGUUUCUGAAAAGAAAUGACCGUCAAAUCAUCAGGAGUUUGGGUGCAGUGAUUCUUGCGAUCACUAAAAAGACUCCUUUUGGAACGGUUGCUUUCUUUCCAAGCUAUAAAUAUUUGAAUGAAGUUGUAAAAGUCUGGAAAGAAACUGGAAUAUUCGAAGAAAUCAACAACUUGAAGCAAAUCUUUCAAGAGUCGGCUGAAUUCUCAGCAGUUGAUUCUAUAUUGGAUAAAUACAAGUCCAAAAUCAUAGAGAGAAGAGAAGGAGCGAUUUUGUUUGCAGUAGUUGGAGGUAGGCUUUCCGAGGGCAUUAACUUUUCUGACGAUUUGGCUAGAGCAGUAGUUAUGGUAGGACUACCUUUCCCCAAUGCAUACUCUGGAGAGAUAAUGGCGAGAAAAAACUUUAUAGAAGCUAAUACAAUUUUAAAAGGUGGAACAUCGAAAGAUGCAAAAGAAAACUCAAAUGAUUUUUAUGAGAAUAUCUGUAUGAGAGCCAUUAAUCAAAGUAUAGGGAGGAGUAUUAGACAUGCUAAUGACUAUGCGAUUAUUUAUUUAAUAGAUCGUAGAUAUGGUUUUGAAAGAAUUCAACUGAAACUUAGUGGAUGGGUUAGGAAGAGACUCCGAAACGAUUUGAGUUUCAACGACAUAAUUGAGCACUCUGAGGAAUUUUUCCGCUCAAAAACGGUAGUUAAAUUGAAGUAG
Messenger RNA from Priceomyces carsonii, 2454 nucleotides. RefSeq lists its product as uncharacterized. The record is from RefSeq and is a predicted model, not a curated record. Gene Ontology annotation, biological process: establishment of sister chromatid cohesion; nucleobase-containing compound metabolic process. The transcript has a single exon. NCBI's taxonomy places the organism in Eukaryota, Fungi, Ascomycota, Pichiomycetes, Serinales, Debaryomycetaceae. Gene Ontology annotation, molecular function: DNA helicase activity; hydrolase activity, acting on acid anhydrides, in phosphorus-containing anhydrides; ATP binding. Gene Ontology annotation, cellular component: nucleus. The coding region runs from base 1 to 2454 and encodes 817 amino acids.